AUGCCAGUGCCAUUCUUUGUUUACUGCAAUUCUCGAAAUGAUGCAGAACGGAGUGCUACUUACCUCCGGUCUCGAGUGGACGGGUCACUAAAGAAGAGGAUAAUUUGGGUCCACUCAGGGAUGUCGGAUAAACACAAACAGCAAGCAGUUGAAAUGUUUAGGGAUGGAAGACUUAUUGGAAUAACCGCCACAGAAUCCUUGGGGUUGGGUUUUGACUUACCAAAUAUCGCAAGACUCGUCCAAUUUGGCCCGCCUGACAACUUGAGUACGCUUGCACAGCGCUUUGGUCGUGCAGCAAGGGACCCGGACAUGAGUGGUAUUGUCAUCCUUCUUGCACCACGAGAUUAUUUCGAAGAAACCCGCCUUGAGCGAGAAGGGAGGGCAAAGAAGAUGGCCAAACGGAAAAAACGUAAAGCCACUAUGCAGAAAAUCACAAGCACAGAUGACCAGCCAAGGAAGCGAACAAGGCAACUGCUUACCAUGGUUAAUCACGUGGAUGCCCACGAAGUUGCCCCAUCUAACAAUGAAUUUGACGAAUAUCUGCUUGAUCUUCAUCAACCAGAUCCGAUGCUGCCAUUGCGAGAGGAUGUUUGGCCGUCAAGCGACAAUGAUCACCCUGAUGAGGGGCAUUGUGAUUUGGAAACAUCCAGUGUAUCGGAGGAUGAAAUGUGGGAUGAGUUUCCGGAUAUCGAUUUUGAUGUGGUGUGUAAGGCAAUGGAGGGUGGGAAUAGCGCCACCGAUGGGAUAGAAUGCAUGGAUGCCAUUGAUCACAAUCAACCCAACGCUAUUGAUGAUGAGGUGAUAGAGCCAUCUGUGGAGCAUGUUGAAGACAGUGGCGUUCAUGUGUCAACACGGAAUAAACCAAGAAUGGUGAAGGCGAAGAGGGGGCCAGCAGACUGCAAGAAUAUUGACCCAGGUCUUGAUGCAUUUAUCAAUGCUGACCUGCUGCCAGAUGGUGAUCCUAGGAGGGGUUGCCGUAGGUUAGUGUUCGACAUAUAUUUCGGUAAUACCCACACAAGGACGCCACGCGGCUGUUGCAAAUGGUGUGAUCCACGCAAGUCGACAAGUUGCUGUGACCUACACAGUCCUGGACACACAUCAGGGAUGUUUGAUGCCGAAGUUGAACCACUUCCCAGUAAGUGGAACCCACAGCAUGUCGGACCCAAGUCCAAAUACGAGAAGGAUGAUGCCCAGUCGACUGCUCUUGACAAGGCACUUUAUGAGUGGAGAAAGGAGGAAUUUGCCCGCGCUCACCCUGACCGCCAUGAUGAUAUGUGGGUGGGAGACUGGCUCAUUCUCCCAGAUGAUGUAAUUGACGACAUCAUCUAUCUCGCACAUCUGAACAAGCUAACAUGUUGCGAGAAGUUCAUUCAACUUGUUGAUUGGGUAUAUCGCGAACGCUAUGCUUUGGAAUUACUCGACAUUGUGCACAAGAUAUUUCCACUCCCCCCUGAAUCACCCACCAUCGCUCAAAAUGCAUCCCAAGCUGUCGAAAAUUCUCGAAUCAGCACAUGCUCAAACUGUUGA
This is a messenger RNA of Cantharellus anzutake, 1527 nucleotides long. RefSeq lists its product as uncharacterized. The transcript has 4 exons. Gene Ontology annotation, cellular component: chromosome; cytoplasm. The record is from RefSeq and is a predicted model, not a curated record. Gene Ontology annotation, molecular function: four-way junction helicase activity; 3'-5' DNA helicase activity. Bases 1 to 1527 code for a protein of 508 amino acids. Lineage: Eukaryota; Fungi; Basidiomycota; Agaricomycetes; Cantharellales; Hydnaceae. Gene Ontology annotation, biological process: double-strand break repair via homologous recombination.